Messenger RNA from Notothenia coriiceps (black rockcod), 2119 nucleotides. It is a transcript of the gene irf9, whose product is annotated as interferon regulatory factor 9. Gene Ontology annotation, biological process: regulation of transcription by RNA polymerase II; immune system process. Gene Ontology annotation, cellular component: nucleus. Bases 114 to 1457 code for a protein of 447 amino acids. NCBI's taxonomy places the organism in Eukaryota, Metazoa, Chordata, Actinopteri, Perciformes, Nototheniidae. Gene Ontology annotation, molecular function: protein binding; RNA polymerase II cis-regulatory region sequence-specific DNA binding; DNA-binding transcription factor activity, RNA polymerase II-specific. The transcript has 10 exons. The record is from RefSeq and is a predicted model, not a curated record.
GUGAUUUCUGGGAAAAGGAGCGCCUCGCGGAGAGACAGCAGAGUCCGGACCGCAGCCCGUGAGCAGUCCCAGUCCGCGGUACGAGAGGAAACAAAUCCGAGUCUUAAAGAGCCAUGGCAGGAACGAGAACGCGCUCCACGCGCAGACUGCGCUCGUGGAUCGUCGAACAGGUCAGCAGUGAGAAAUUCCCAGGGCUGAUGUGGGACGACGAUGCAAAAACGAUGUUCCGCAUCCCGUGGAAACACGCAGGGAAACAGGACUUCCGUAAAGACGAGGACGCCGCCAUCUUCAAGGCGUGGGCCGUGUUCAAAGGCAAGCUGACGGAUGGGAGCCAGGACAACCCGGCCUCCUGGAAGACGCGCCUGCGCUGCGCCCUCAACAAGAGCACCGAGUUCAUGGAGGUGAUGGAGCGAGCCCAGCUGGACAUCUCCGAGCCCUACAAGGUGUACCGCCUGGUGCCCGUCAGCGAGCAGAAUGUGAUGGUUCCAGAAAAGAAAUGCAGAGCAAAAGUCGCCAAGAGGUCUAAGAGGAGGAGGAGCAGCAGCAGCAGCAGCAGCAGCAGCAGCGACGACAAAGAGAGCAGCGACGCCAGCCAGGUCAAGCAGAUAAAGGAGGAGGAGGUCACCUCACAGCUGUGUGUUGAAGAGGAUCUGUGGACGGUCCGCCCUGCAGAGACAGAGGACCCCGCUCAACACACCUCCAGCAGCACCGCACACAGAGACGUGGUUAAUGAAUUUACGUUGGACGUGCGGUUCGAGGAAAGCAUCUCUGCUCCAGUAGGAGAUGAGGAUUCCUUCGGUGUGGUGGUUCAAUAUUUAGGACAGCAGGUUGUUAAACGUCACAUCCAGAGAAACGACAUCAGGAUUCUGUACUUGCCUUCGUCCUCGGUCCCCCCAGCGCCGGCCGUCCUGAAGGGCCGGUUCCCUCGCGUCCUGCUGCCGGAGCCCCCCCCCUCGCUGCCAGCGGGCCCCGAGCUGCAGGCCCUGUUCACCCUGCUGCCCUUCAUGGAGAAGGGGGUGGUGCUGACCUCCGCCCCGGGGGGGGUUUACGGCAAACGCCUGUGCCAGGGGAGGGUCUUCUGGACGGGGCCGCACUGCACCACCCCGGGGCUGCACAAGAUGGAGAGGAACACGGAGCCCGUGAUGCUCUUCUGCAAAGAAACGUUCAAACAACAACUACACAACUCCCGUAUGAGCGGCGCCGAUCCUCCUCAAUGCGGCAUCACUCUGUGUUUUGGAGAAGAGCUGAGUAACACUGAAGACCCGUCUAGCAAACUCAUUAUUGUUCAGAUCAGCUUCCCCUGGGCGGAGCAGCAGGUGCAGAACACGCAGGCCUUAUUCGAGUCCCUGAACAUGCUGCACUCUCUGGCCUCUCAGUCUCCUCUGGGGGAGAUCACUCUGAACCUGGUCACCGUGUCGCCCUCCGACCCAGACUUCUUCUCCUGUGGGAACGACUGAGCACCGUGUCUGCACGAAGGGGGGGUGUAACUCCAAAAAAAGAGUAUAGAGAUCUGAGCAACAUGUCCACAUUUAACCGUAUCGUCUCAAACGGUCAAAACUCCUGAUUAAUCAAAGAGUCUAAAUUCUCCCGGAAAUGUUUUUGAUAUCAAAAUAAGAGCUUGUUUUGUAAUAACAGACAUGUUAACGCUCAGUCCUUAUACACAUAGCACAAAUUGCACUUAUGAAAGCUUAAACACUUUUUUUAAACUGGAGAUCAAAUCUUCAGCUUUUUAUGUGAACUGGAAGCACUACAUUUAAAUACGAGUCGUCUUCAGAGCUGCACUAAAAAGUAGAUCUACAACAUUUUCCAUUUCUAUAAAUCAGUGAAUUCUUCCCGUUAUUCUUCACACAAACAUUUUCUGGUUCCAGCUUCUCAAAUGUUACUAUCUACAUGUUCUCUUGAUAUGGCUGUAGUGGUAGUAUCUUGGACUGUUAUUGACCAAAACAUGUAAUAACUUCAAUGUUAUUUAUUUUUUUACUGUGUUUUAACAUACAGACUUAAAAUGUGAUUUGAAAAAUAUCAUAAAUGCAGCUUUAGUUGUAAUAAAUGUUAAAGGUGGGGUAGGUAAGUUUGAGAAACCGGCUCGAGACACACUUUGUUAUAUUUCAUGGAAUGCUCU